Eutrema salsugineum is the source of this 1634-nucleotide messenger RNA. RefSeq names its product protein FLX-like 1. The coding region runs from base 499 to 1485 and encodes 328 amino acids. The record is from RefSeq and is a predicted model, not a curated record. The transcript has 4 exons. NCBI's taxonomy places the organism in Eukaryota, Viridiplantae, Streptophyta, Magnoliopsida, Brassicales, Brassicaceae.
UCCAAUCCGCAAAAUCUAAUUUCUACCGCGAAAUUCACAUUUUAUUUGAACAAAUUUUAUAGAAUCUAAAUCCGCAUUGCUGCGGAGCCGAACCUAAACCCGCAGAUCAUAACCCAAUUUGACACCUCUAACCUCUGCUGUAUUCACUCCCGGCGAGUUGGAAUUUGGAGGUUUUAAUUUUUUUUUCUCUUGAGCAAUCAGAGUUUCUACAAAACAUCCUUUGAAGUGUUUUGUGUUGAUCAAUCUCCAAUCUGAUGAACAAGGGGCUUUCUCAGGAACCCUAAUUUGUUAUCCGUCAAGGGUUUCCAAUCUUCGAAGGUCAGUGCGUGAUUUUGAGAUUUGUUGACCUUUUCGUUUCUGCUUAGUGUUGAGAGCUCCUUCUUCGCGUUUGUUUGAGCAUAAGGAGUUUUGAAGUCCGCAGAUUUGGUCCUUUGAGAAAUUUUUCUUUCGUUUAGCAAAUUUUCACGAGAUUUCAGAUAUUCUAAGAUCAGAGCGUAAAUGUCUGGAAGAAAUCGUGGACCUCCUCCUCCAUCGAUGAAAGGUGGAUCUUACAGUGGCUUGCAACCUCCGGUUAACCAACCGGCUUUUGUUAGAGGCUUGGGAGGACCAGUGCCUCCUCCUCAUCCUUCUAUGAUAGAUGAUGUUAGGGAAACACAAUUCAGAGUGGAUCCAAGAGGUCUUCCUCAACAUCUUUCAAUCAUGGAGGAACGUAUCGCUGCUCAAAACCAAGACGUGCAGGGCUUUCUUGCUGAUAACCAGAGGCUGGCUGCGACUCAUGUUGCGCUUAAACAGGAACUGGAAGUUGCUCAGCAUGAGCUGCAAAGAAUGAUGCAUUACAUUGAUUCCUUGAGAGCGGAGGAAGAUAUCACGAUGAGGGAGAUGUAUGACAAGUCCUUGAGAUCCGAAAUGGAACUGCGUGAAGUCGAUGCUAUGCGAGCUGAGAUUCAAAAGGUUCGUGCAGAUAUCAAAGAGUUUACUUCGAGUAGGCAGGACCUAACGAGCCAGGUUCAUUUGAUGACUCAAGAUCUGGCUAGACUUACAGCUGAUUUGCAGCAGAUACCAACACUAACUGCAGAAAUUGAGAACACAAAGCAAGAGCUGCAACGUGCAAGAGCGGCUAUUGAUUAUGAGAAGAAAGGGUAUGCGGAAAAUUACGAGCACGGUAAAGUUAUGGAGCAGAAAUUAGUUGCAAUGGCUCGGGAACUGGAGAAACUUCGAGCAGAGAUUGCUAACUCAGAAAAUAGAGCUCAGGCAACUGCUCCUGUUGGGAAUCCUGGUGGAGUUGGUUAUGGUGGUGGCUAUGCGAAUCAUGAGGCUGGGUAUGCUGUGAAUCCUUACCAACCCAACUAUGGCAUGAAUCCAGCACAGGCAGGCGUUGAAGGCUAUUAUCCUCCUCCUUAUGGACCACCCGCUACGUGGGCUGGCGGCUACGAUAUGCAGCAGCAGCAGCAGCAGCAGCAGCAGCAGCAGGGCCGCCCAUGUUAAGAAAAUGGAUACACUCGACUAGGGCCUUUGUAUAUAUUUUUGAAAUUGAAAUUUUGUUAUAGUGAUAAACAUAUUCUAAACUAUUAUAUUAUCCGAUUCAACAUUUAUAAAACAUGCUCUUUUAAUUAAGUUUAGUUAAUUAAAAGACA